AUGCCCAAGCAGGUCACCGACAUCAAGAACUUCCUCGAGAUCGCGCGCCGCAAGGACGCGACGGCUGCCCGCAUCAAGAGGACCAUCAAGGCUGGCAAGACCCAGACCAAGUUCAAGGUCCGAUGCUCCAAGUACCUCUACACGCUCGUCGUUGACGAUGCCCAGAAGGCCGAGAAGCUCAAGCAGUCGCUUCCCCCGGGUCUCAACGUCGUCGAGGUCGGCGCCAAGGCCAAGAGCAAGAAGUAA
Pseudozyma flocculosa PF-1 is the source of this 246-nucleotide messenger RNA. RefSeq lists its product as uncharacterized. The transcript has 3 exons. The coding region runs from base 1 to 246 and encodes 81 amino acids. Gene Ontology annotation, molecular function: structural constituent of ribosome. Gene Ontology annotation, biological process: protein-RNA complex assembly; translation. Lineage: Eukaryota; Fungi; Basidiomycota; Ustilaginomycetes; Ustilaginales; Ustilaginaceae. Gene Ontology annotation, cellular component: cytosolic large ribosomal subunit; ribosome. The record is from RefSeq and is a predicted model, not a curated record.